AUGGCAAUGGCGGAAGGGCUCAACAUUGCUGAAGAUGUAAGCCAGCUGAUUGGGAAGACACCCAUGGUUUACUUGAAUAAGGUUGUCAAAGGUUGUGUUGCAAAUAUAGCUGCCAAGCUUGAGAUUAUGGAGCCGUGUUGCAGUGUCAAGGAUAGGAUAGGAUAUAGUAUGAUAGCUGAUGCCGAGCAAAAGGGGCUUAUAUCUCCUGAGAAAACUACUUUGGUUGAAUGUACUAGUGGAAAUACGGGAAUUGGGCUUGCAUUUAUAGCUGCCUCCAAAGGAUACAAGAUAGUGUUGGUGAUGCCUGAUACCAUGAGUCUCGAGAGACGCAUUCUGUUAAAAGCUUUUGGAGCUGAACUUGUUUUAACGGAUGCGAGGAAAGGCGCAAUAGAAUGUAUUAAUAAAGCUGAAGAAAUAACGAAAAGAACCUCUCACGCUUAUAUGCUCAGACAAUUCGACAAUCCUGUGAAUCCCCAGACUCACUAUGAAACCACUGGCCCAGAGAUAUGGGAAGCUACAAAUGGGAAAGUAGACAUAUUCGUCGCCGGAAUUGGAACUGGUGGUACCAUUUCUGGAGUCGGUCGAUAUCUCAAACAGUAUAAUCCCAAUGUGAAGGUAAUUGGCGUGGAACCCACGGAAAGCAACAUCCUCUCUGGUGGAAAACCUGGUCCUCACAAAAUUCAAGGGAUCGGAGCAGGUUUUGUUCCAAACACUUUAGAUCGAGAUGUAAUGGAUGAAGUAGUAGAGAUAUCAAGUGAAGAAGCUAUAGAUAUUGCCAAGCAAUUGGCCCUUCAGGAGGGAAUACUGGCGGGUAUUUCUUCUGGAGCAGCAGCAGCUGCUGCUAUUAAAGUUGGACAGAGACCAGAAAAUGCUGGAAAACUUAUAGUGACUCUCUUUCCCAGCUUCGGGGAAAGAUACUUGUCAACAGUUCUUUUUGAGUCCAUAAGCCAAGAAUGUGAGAAGAUGCAACCCGAGGCGUGA
Messenger RNA from Striga hermonthica, 981 nucleotides. The record is from the annotation of a GenBank genome assembly. NCBI's taxonomy places the organism in Eukaryota, Viridiplantae, Streptophyta, Magnoliopsida, Lamiales, Orobanchaceae.